Messenger RNA from Pollicipes pollicipes, 1356 nucleotides. Its product is annotated as facilitated trehalose transporter Tret1. Gene Ontology annotation, biological process: transmembrane transport. The record is from RefSeq and is a predicted model, not a curated record. Lineage: Eukaryota; Metazoa; Arthropoda; Thecostraca; Pollicipedomorpha; Pollicipedidae. The transcript is spliced from 5 exons. Gene Ontology annotation, molecular function: transmembrane transporter activity. Gene Ontology annotation, cellular component: membrane. The coding region runs from base 1 to 1236 and encodes 411 amino acids.
AUGGCAUCGGUCAGCCAGAUGCUGUGCGGCAUGUCGAGCGGCUUCACGAGCCCGGCGCUGCCGGAGCUGCGCCACCAGAUGGCACUCAGCAGCCGGCAGGAGUCGCUCAUCAGCGCCCUGCAGCCGCUGGGCGCCAUGGUCGGCGGCCCGCUGGCUGCGCUGGCGCUGGACCGCAUCGGCCGCAAGGCCACCUUCAUGCUGGUAGCGGUGCUCUUCACGGCCGGCUGGCUGGCCGUCAGCUAUGCCGGCUCCGCGGCGCCCAUCAUGGCCGGCCGGCUGGUGCAGGGGCUCGGCUGCGGCGGCUCCUUCCUCGCGCUGCCCAACUAUAUCGGCGAGGUGUCGGAACCGCGCGUGCGCGGCCUGCUGGGCAUGUUUACGCAGAUCGGCUUCUGCUGCGGCACGCUGUUCGAGUUCAUCGUCGGCAAGUACGUGGCGUGGAACUGGCUGGCGCUGAUGUCCGCCACCGUGUCCGCCGCCUGGCUGCCGUGCAUCACACUGCUGCCCGAGUCGCCGCUCUACCUAGUGAUGCGGCGGAAAGAGCAGGCCGCCGCCGCCGCGCUGCGCCGUCUGCGCGGGCCCCGCUACGACGUGCCGCGCGAGCUGGCGGAGGUGACGCGGUACGCGCGGGACGUGCUGCGGCGGCACCCGGCGUCCGGCACCGACGCGCUCACCUUCUUCACGGUGGACAUCCUGGAGGCGGCCGGCUCGUCGAUGGAGCCGCACACGGCCACCGCCUGCACGGCCACGCUCGGCCUCUACUUCUACCUCCUCCGCGCCGGCCACGAUCUGAGCGGCGUCGGCUGGCUUCCGCUCGCCUGCCUGCUGAUCUUCAACCCUGCCUUCGCCAUCGGGCUGGGACUCGUGCCCUGGAUCGUGAUCGGUGAGAUGUUCGCGCCGGAGAUGCGUGGCAUGGGCGCCAGCGUCGGCACCACCAUCACCUCGCUCAUCACCACGCUGAUCACGCUCUGCUUCAACAGUUUGAAGAGCGGGCUGACCGAGGCCGGCACGUUCUGGCUCUUCUCGGCCAUCACGGCCGUCGGUGCACUCUACCCCAUCUUUUUCGUCUACGAGACGAAGGGGAAGUCCCUGGAUCAGAUCACAGAACACUUCAAACAGUCCGAUGGACCUGCCGAGGGCUUUGACAGUCGAGGUGUGUGCGCUGGAACCCACGGAGGACCCACUCCAACUCACGAGCAGGCCGGGGACACGUGUCGAGCCUGCGAUGUCGCAACAUAGAGACUCGCCUGUACCUGGCAUUGAUGCCAACGCACCUGCAUGUCAUAGACGGUGAUAUAGAGCGAUAGGCUUAACGAUUUUGUUUGAAAGUCAUACAAGCUGCAUGCAUUAAGCCAUUAU